Molecule: messenger RNA, 3969 nt
Organism: Anguilla rostrata (American eel)
Lineage: Eukaryota; Metazoa; Chordata; Actinopteri; Anguilliformes; Anguillidae
Gene: aars1
Product: alanyl-tRNA synthetase 1
Exons: 21
Coding region: 173-3079 (968 amino acids)
Biological process (GO): alanyl-tRNA aminoacylation
Cellular component (GO): cytoplasm; mitochondrion
Molecular function (GO): ATP binding; nucleic acid binding; aminoacyl-tRNA deacylase activity
Source: RefSeq, a predicted model, not a curated record
GUUCAACCAAUAGAAAAAGAGAAAGUUGCUACUCUGGCGUGAAUAAACCAAUGGGAUAUUCGUGGGUGCGCUUAUUACUGUCUGUUUCGGUGUUGUUUCGCCCGCGUGCGUAUACUGAUUACGGUUUGAGAGAAGACGGAUAAAUCUUCCGAUAAACGCAGCAGCUCCCAAAAUGGACUCCUCCCUGACUGCCGUUCAGAUCCGCGAAAAGUUCUUCGACUUCUUCCGGCGCUACGAGCAUCAGUACGUCCACUCGUCCGCCACCGUGCCGCUGGACGACCCCACCCUGCUCUUCGCCAAUGCCGGCAUGAACCAGUUUAAGCCCAUCUUCCUGAACACCAUCGACCCCUCCCACCCGAUGGCUCGCCUUCGCCGCGCGGUAAACUCGCAGAAGUGCAUCCGCGCCGGCGGCAAGCACAACGACCUGGACGACGUGGGCAAGGACGUCUACCACCACACCUUCUUCGAGAUGCUGGGGUCCUGGUCCUUCGGGGACUACUUUAAGCCACUGGCCUGUGAAAUAGCCCUGGAGCUCCUCACUAAAGAGUUUGGGAUCCCCAUCGAGCGCCUGUACGUCACCUACUUUGGGGGGUGCGAGGAGGCCGGCCUGGAGCCAGACCUGGAGUGCAAAAAGAUCUGGCUGGAUGUGGGGAUGGAGGAGUCUCGCAUCCUCCCCGGCAGCAUGAAGGACAACUUCUGGGAGAUGGGGGACACGGGCCCCUGCGGCCCCUGCAGCGAGAUCCACUUCGACCGCAUCGGGGGCCGAGACGCCGCGCACCUGGUCAACAUGGACGACCCCAACGUGCUGGAGGUCUGGAACCUGGUGUUCAUCCAGUACAACAGGGAGUCUGAGACCGUGCUGAAGCCCCUCCCUAAGAAGAGCAUUGAUACCGGCAUGGGACUGGAGCGCCUGGUCUCCGUCCUGCAGAACAAGAUGUCCAACUACGACACCGACCUCUUCAUCCCAUACUUCGAGGCCAUCCAGAAGGGUACGGGUGCCAGGCCGUACACGGGGAAGGUUGGUGCUGAGGACACUGAAGGCAUUGACAUGGCGUACCGUGUGCUGGCAGACCACGCCCGCACCAUCACCAUCGCCCUCUCCGACGGGGGACGACCCGACAACACAGGCAGAGGGUACGUGCUGAGGAGGAUCCUGCGUCGUGCGGUCAGGUACGCCCAUGAGAAGCUGGGAGCUAAGAAGGGGUUCUUCGCCACGCUGGUGGAUGUGGUGGUGGAGUCCCUGGGAGACGCUUUCCCUGAGCUCAGGAAGGACCCUGACAUGGUCAAAGACGUCAUCAACGAGGAAGAGGAGCAGUUCCUCAAGACGCUCACCAGAGGGCGCCGUAUCCUGGACAGGAAGAUCCAGAGCCUGGCAGACAGCAAGACCAUCCCAGGGGACACGGCCUGGCUGCUGUACGACACGUACGGCUUCCCCCUGGACCUGACCGCUCUCAUCGCCGAGGAGAGGGGUUUGGGAGUGGACAUGGAGGGCUUCGAGGAGGAGAAGAAGGCGGCCCAGCUGCGGUCCCAGGGGAAGGGCUCCGGGGAGGAGGACCACAUCAUGCUGGACAUCUACUCCAUCGAGGAGCUGCGCAACAAGGGCAUGCCGGCGACCGACGACCUGCCCAAGUACCGCUACGCCGCCGAGAACAACGGCGCCUACGUGUUCGAGCCGGCCGUGGGCACGGUCCUGGCUCUGAGGAGAGAGCGCGCGUUCGUGGACGAGGUGACCACGGGCCAGGAGUGCGGGGUGCUGCUGGACCAGACCUCCUUCUACGCCGAGCAGGGCGGGCAGACCUACGACGAGGGCUACAUGCUCAGAGAGGACGACUCCGCAGAGGACAAGAUGGAGUUCACGGUGAAGAACACGCAGGUGCGGGGCGGGUACGUGCUCCACGUGGGGACGGUGUACGGGACGCUGAAGGUCGGGGACCGGGUCACCCUGCACGUUGACGAGGCUCGCCGCCGGCCCAUCAUGAGUAACCACACAGCCACUCACAUCCUGAACUUCGCCCUGCGGGGGGUCCUGGGCGAGGCCGACCAGCGGGGGUCCCUGGUGGCCCCCGACCGCCUCCGCUUCGACUUCACCGCCAAGGGCGCGCUCAGCACGGGGGAGGUGCGCCGCACCGAGGAGAUCGCCUGCGCCAUGAUCCGCGACGCAAAGCCGGUGUAUGCGAUGGACGUUCCUCUGGCCGCCGCCAAGGCGAUCCAGGGCCUGCGCGCGGUGUUUGACGAGACGUACCCGGACCCGGUGCGCGUGGUGUCCAUCGGGAUCCCCGUCCCCGAGCUGCUGGCCGACCCCGGCAGCCCCGCCGGCUCGCUCACCUCCAUCGAGUUCUGCGGGGGCACCCACCUGCAGAACUCCGCCCACGCUGCUCCUUUCGUCAUCGUGUCCGAGGAGGCCAUCGCCAAGGGCAUCCGGCGCAUCGUCGCAGUGACGGGGGCGGAGGCCCAGAAGGCCCAGAGAAAAGCAGACGCUCUCAGGCAGUCCCUCUCUGCUCUGGGGGAGCAGGUGAAGGCACAGACCGCCCCCAACAAGGACGUGCAGAAGGAGAUUGCAGACUUGACUGAGACCCUGGGCAUGGCCGUGAUCUCUCAGUGGCAGAAGGACGAGAUGAGGGAAUCCCUGAAGGGGCUGAAGAAGACCAUGGACGACCUGGACCGCGCCAGCAAGGCCGACGUGCAGAAGCGGGUAUUAGAGAAGACAAAGCAAAUGAUCGACAGCAACCCCAACCAGCCCCUGGCCGUCAUGGAGAUGGAGAACGGAGCCUCUGCGAAGGCUCUGAAUGAGUCUCUGAAGCUGCUGAAGUCUCAAUCCCCCAAGACUGCCGCCAUGCUCUUCACUGUAGACAGCGAGGCGGGCAAGAUCGUCUGCCUGUGCCAGGUGCCCCAGGAAGUGGCAAAUAAGGGCCUGAAGGCCAGCGAGUGGGUGCAGGAACUCUGCCCCCUGCUGGACGGAAAGGGAGGAGGCAAGGACAUGUCCGCCCAGGCCACUGGCAGGAACACGCACUGCAUACAGGAAGCGCUGCAGCUGGCCAACGAGUUCGCUCGCCUCAAACUGGACAACAUGGAGAACUAACAGUCGGGGGAAGAAGGGGGUGGGGUUCAUUUGGGCAGGGUGGUGGGGGGGUUGAGGUGAAGGGAAAAGGACUGAGAGUCCUCCAAUGCAUACCCUGGGGUGUCCCGGCUCCACAGCCACUCAGACAUUCCAGACAGCGAGUUGUACAAGCAGAUUUACUCAUCUUGUGCUAGGGAAUGAAGGCAGACAGCGCCUCCUCUCUGUGUGGAGGGGGACUGCAGUGCAUGUGUAGAUAACCUGCUUUGUUUUUUCCUCUAUCAUUUGUCUCAUCCAUCAAGCUCUUCCGCACAUGUUGUCUCGCCCACAUUGUGGGGUGGAUGUAUUCUAGUCUUAACUGAUGUAAUUGUUGGUAUGUGGGUGGUGGGGGGAAAAAAAAGGAGUGUUGUGUCUGGAGAAGACCAGCCCACUAACGAAUAGCCGUCCUCUGGCUCUCCCUCCCACUUUUCUACACUCCUUAUCCUUGUGAUGUCACUUCCUGCAGGAUGACUGAGAAAAAUCUACCCCCGCCUCCCAAUUCAAAACUGACAUUACUUGCACUAUAAGAACAGGAAACAUCCAGCCCUGCUGUGUAGGCGAACUGAAGAAUCGGCCGAGCCCGAAGCACACAGCGGUCAACCGCGGUCCUACCGCUGCUGUCUGCCCGUUUAAUAAACGGUCGACCGCGGGGAGCUGUGCUAGUCCGUUCAUUAGCCUGGGCGCGGGGAAACGAGCCGUCUCAUUUUCACGCGUCGUGUCAAACGGGGAAAGAAGCGGUAAUAAAUCACGCGGCGGAUGGCUGUCCCGCGCGGAGCCGGUGGAGAUUUAUUAUAACACGCUGAUUACAGUCUGAUGUUGUGACCUGUUGCUGUCGGCCCGUGUCUGCAUCCCUCAAUAAAGACUAGUCACACGCA